AUGGCACUGCAGCACAGGCGUUCUGAUUUAUCAACUAUUGGGGGUUCACCAGAACCUCCUAAAGUACCUGUGGACAUUCAAGAGGGAACGGAAGAGUACCAUCUAACCAGAGAGUUCCAAGGUGUUGAGAUCAUCAGAUCAGAUACUCCGGAGACUUUACUGCCAGAACUCCCAAUAACUCCAGAUAUUUCUAUUGUAUGUGAGAAAUGCAAGGAACACAUUGACCUGCCAUCUCUUAGGGAUCACAGAAUUUAUCAUGAAAACCUGUCAAUUCUUAAGUACAAUGGCAGUGCCAAACCACCCACUACAGAUGCCUUACUGCGUCGUAGAAAUGCAAUCUUAAGAAAACUGAAAUCGACAGCAACAGCUGAUAAACCACUGGAUCCGAAAUCUAUACAAAAAGUAAAUGAUGCUUAUGAAUAUCUAAAAUCAGAAAUUGACGGAAGUUUUGGAGAAUUUCGUCACAUUGAUGAAGAGGUGAGCACAGCAGUGAAAGGUGUUGCAUUAAACUGCAGUCCUGCUUGUGUGACAGCUGUUGGAAUCUGCUCCACAAGAAAUGAACGAUGGAAAAGCUACAUGGAAGAUGCUCACGUGUACCAAGACUUUUUUGGAGAGGAUCGUAACAAAUGCUACCUGGCAUUAUUUGAUGGCCACCAUGGACGCUUUGCUGCUGAAAUUGCAGCGGCAGAGUUGCAUCAUCUCCUUCUGUAUGAAAUGGCAAAGUUUGAUCCUCGAACAAAACCUCUGCCACACAAUAUCAGUGAUAACCAGGAUAUGUUUCAGUUUCAGUUUGAACGACCUGAAACAAAGGAGAGUGAGAGAGUCCUACUGCAUGAGGAAAGUGUCAAUAUCGUUCAACAAAUUAUUAAUUUAUGCGAGGACAAGUAUGAUGAAAUUGUCAAAGACUUGUCUUCGUCAUUAGAUCAAAAGGAAAAGGCCCACAGUGAGGAAACUCCAAAGUCAGAUGACGAUAAAAGCUCCAGCAAAGACCUUAUUGAAAAAACACCACGAAAGAAAAAGAAAGAAAAACCGGUAUUUACACUAAAGAUGGAGGAUGCCCUAAAGAAAACGUACUAUCUUAUAGAUAUCUUAUUGUCUUAUGGAAAAGAUGAAUGUUCUCGUGUUCGCUGGAGUGGAAGUUCUGCAGUGACUUUAGUCAUUCACAAUACUGACAAUUCCAGUGUCAUGGACCGAACAAUCUCACCUGUACCAGAGGAGGAGGAAGCAACAAGCGCAAAGAAUGGCGGUGAUGAGGAGAAAGAAGAUUCUAAAGAGGAGAGUGGAGGAUUAGACCCCCCAAGGGAGCUGGGAAUGAUCUACCUUGCUAAUGCAGGUAAUGUGCGAGCUGUGUUAGUGAGAGGAAACAAGCCCUACACCCUAACAAAGGACCACUCGCCAAACAACCCUAAGGAGAAGGAACGAAUCAUCAAAGCAGGGGGAGACAUAAGUGAGAGCACCAAAGAGAUGAGGGUCAAUGGAGUGCUUGGUGCAACCCGAGGUUUUGGUAACCAUGGUGACGUCAGACUGAAGCGCUGUGUUUUGGUGGAUCCCCAUACAAUUGCAGUGCCUGUGGAUCAGUAUGCUCAGUUCCUCAUUCUUGCUUCACAUGGUGUGUGGGAGGUGUUCACGGAACAAGAGGCUGCUUCUCUCCUCUUAAAGUUGCUGCCAUCCAACUUUAUCCCUGCUCCAAGCACAGUCAGCUCCACUAUUAAGCCUCUAUUAGAGCCCACCAAGUCUAAAACACAAGAUGGCACAGAUCCAAGCCAGAGAAGAGUCUCCUUCUCCCAAUCGAAGUCAAGGUUGAAGUUGAAGUUGAGGUCAAUAUCAGUCAAAUCUGAUAAAAAUGGCAAGAGUAAGCUUAUUUACUACGAAGACGACAUGUUGCCGGAGAUUGGAAGUCAUGUGAUGCAUUCUGAUGAUGAGGAUUCUGGAAACGAUGCAGACAUUGAAACAGUCACAGACAUUUUAUCUAUCCCAGCAUUUUCUAGAUUGUCAAGUUAUGGUAGAACCAUGAGCAGAGAACACAUCCAGAGAGAAUUUGCCAAAACAAUGGCAGAGCAUCUAAUACAGGCAGCUCUGCUUGCUGGGGCCAAGGAUAAUAUCACUGUUACAGUUGUACUGUUGGCAGGAUGUGGAUUGUAA
Ylistrum balloti is the source of this 2142-nucleotide messenger RNA. Its product is annotated as protein phosphatase 2C-like domain-containing protein 1. The record is from RefSeq and is a predicted model, not a curated record. Bases 1 to 2142 code for a protein of 713 amino acids. Gene Ontology annotation, molecular function: protein serine/threonine phosphatase activity. Gene Ontology annotation, biological process: protein dephosphorylation. The transcript is spliced from 7 exons. Lineage: Eukaryota; Metazoa; Mollusca; Bivalvia; Pectinida; Pectinidae.